This is a messenger RNA of Myripristis murdjan (pinecone soldierfish), 2820 nucleotides long. It is a transcript of the gene wdr75, whose product is annotated as WD repeat domain 75. Gene Ontology annotation, molecular function: protein binding; RNA binding. The transcript has 21 exons. The record is from RefSeq and is a predicted model, not a curated record. Bases 52 to 2547 code for a protein of 831 amino acids. Gene Ontology annotation, biological process: ribosome biogenesis; positive regulation of rRNA processing; positive regulation of transcription by RNA polymerase I. Lineage: Eukaryota; Metazoa; Chordata; Actinopteri; Holocentriformes; Holocentridae. Gene Ontology annotation, cellular component: nucleolus; small-subunit processome.
CGGCCUAAACGCGGGUCAAGGGUCAGGGGUCACAGUUGAAUUUCGAAAAACAUGGUGGAGCACGGAGAUAUCCGCGUGGUUCACCGAGGUGGCAGCAAAAUAAACUUCAGGGAGCCUGUACUCAGUCAUGACUCCAGGUUGCUGCUGUGUGCCUCAGGCGAGUGUGUGAAGGUGUUCAGCAGCUCGACGGAGGAGUGUGUCCAUGAUCUGCAGGGACACACAGACCUGGUGACAGGUGUGCUGCUCAACCCCUCCAACCACCUCCAGGCCUACUCUUGCUCAGCAGAUGGCACUGUCAGACUGUGGGACUUCACAGACGGCAUCCUCAUCAAGACUUUGGUCGUUGGGUUCCCCAUUUACUCCCUCUAUGCAUCUGCCCAUCACAAUGGAGUCCUCUUUAUUGUUAUCUCCAUGGCGAGUGACAAAAGAUCUGAGCUGUUCCAGCUGGCUGCUUUACAUCUGCCACAGAGUGGAGAUCAGCUCGUGGAGGCCCGAGAGUUUUCCUCUGUGCUCGGCGACGUCAGCUCCAACCCGGCAGCCAUUGCCUUCGGCCAAGGGGGUGAAUACAUUGCCUCAGCUAAAGGUUUGCACCUAGAGGUCUACUUCUUCAAGAAGCAGAAGUCAUACAGGUUUUCCCUGAAAGAAGAUAACAAGAAGGGGGCUAAGAACACAUUCACAUGCCUCUCCUGUCAUCCAAAAGACGACUGCAUUGCUACGGGCCAUGAAGACGGCAAGAUUCGCUUGUGGAGAAACUUCAACCACAAGAGGGAGUACACAUAUUCCACCCUGCACUGGCACCACAGCGCUGUCAGCUCCGUGCGCUUCACCCCAGAAGGCACCAACCUGCUGAGUGGUGGUGUGGAGUCGGUGCUGGUCCAGUGGCGCUACAACCAGGAGACACAGAAAGACUUCUUACCCCGCCUGGGCGCUGCGAUCACACACAUCGCUGUCUCACCUGAUGGAGAGCUGUUCUGCACCGCACACUCAGACAACAAGCUCACGGUCAUCCAGAGCUGUGUUAAAGUGUCGGCUGUCAUUCAGGGCCUGGUCAAAGGAGAAAGUGUCAGGACCGACCUCAUGGUGGACCCACGCAGUAAAGCCUUGGUGCUCAACGGGAAACCGGGCCACCUGCAGUUUUACUCCCUCCAAAGAGACAAGCAGUUAUACAAUCUGGACAUAGUGCAACAGGAAUACAUUCAUGAGUCGGGCCUGCAGCAGUUUGAGGUCGUCAAGGCAGCCUUCGAUACCCGUGGCAACUGGCUGGCUACAGUGGAGGAGAGGAAACAAAAAGACUCUACGCUGGAGCUCAAUUUAAAACUGUGGGCUUACGAUGAGCAAACCCAGAGUUUUGUGCUGAACACGACCGUCUCGGGUCCCCACGAGGCCAGGAUUACAGCCAUGUGCUUCUGCCACACUGCUGACAGCCAGACCACCAUGCUGGUCUCUGCCAGCCAAGACGGACACUUCAAAGCCUGGCAGCUGGCAGAAGCGGCCCAGACAGAGGAUGAGGGGCCAUUUUGGUCAUGUGAUUUUGUGGGUGCCUAUCACAGCCUGGUGCCUGAGUGCUGCUGCUUCUCCGCCGACGGCUCCCUGUUAGCCAUCAGCUUUCAGGAGGUAGUGACCGUGUGGAGCCCGGCCUCCUGGGAGCUCCUGACGACGCUGUCCCAGCCGCCCGGGGCCAUCAGGGACCUUUGUUUUGGGCGGCAGAGCUGUUCCAAGUAUCUGCUGGGAACCACCGCCAAGAACCUGCUCUGCUGCUGGAACCUCCUCACCUGCACCUUGGAAUGGAGCACCUCCAUGGAUGUUAGCCUGCUGCUGUCCGACCCUCUCUCUGAGAACAUGGCUGCCUUCUGCAGUCAUGCAGGAUGCACUGACUUGUUUGUGUUCAAGCCCAGUGAGCCGCGGCCGCUCUUCUCCCAUAAGGCCAUCUGUUCAGGGAAAGUGACUCGCGCCGUCUUUGCCCCGAGGGAGGAGAUGCUGGAGAGCUGCGAGGAGAGCAGCCAGUGGCUCAACCGCUCCCAGCUCUACUUCCUCACUCAGUACAUGGAUCUGAUGACAUUCAUCACCAAGGCAGAGGAGGACAGACUGAUGGCGUCCAGCAAACGGCUCGUGAUUGACGACAGUGUUGCAGUGACGCCGUUCUACCUGUUGCUAGGGAAACAUCGACAACAGCAGCAGGAAAAGCAGGACAGAAGCUUCUCUGCCGAGAGAAAUCAGCUUCCACAGGGCUCUGUCGCUAUCAAGGAGCUUCUGCACACCCCGGCCCACGUCCUGCCCUCCGCCUCCUUCCUCUGCUCCAUGUUUGUUCGCUCCCUGCUCAUCUCCGUCACAGACAGCAGAGAGGAAAAAAAAUCAGAAGAAGAGGAAAUGGAAAGUGACAAAGAGGAAGAGUCCGAGUGUGAAAUGGAGGCCAGCACAAUGGGACAGGGCCAGACUGCUGAGGCUCAGGAGACUGCAGCCCCAGCUCUAACAAAAGCGCAGGCCAGGGAACUGAGGAGGGUGAAGAAACUCGACCAUAGCUGGCUCAGCAGCCUCCUGGACUCCUAACCAUGACCAUGCACAUUGACACACACACACACACACACACACACACAGUCAUUCACAAUUUUGUAUACAUCAAAAUGUAAUAAAUCAAUUUAAGUGUUUUAAUACGCUGUGUCAAGAUUAUGUUCUGUUGUUUUCCUGAUGGGUACAAGCAACAAGCAUUAUUGUCAUUUAAAACCAUGAAAUCUACAUGCAUUUCCAUAUACGUGGACUGAACACAUUGAACCAAAAUGAGAUUUCUUCAGGGGAAAAAGUACCACACUGCAAGUACAAACA